AUGUCUCCAACCACACACGUGUAUGGAGGAGUUGAAGGGGGCGCCACCAACACUAAGCUGGUUAUUGUGAAUGCUGAAGGCAAGAUUGUUGGCCGAAGUGAAGGUGAAGGUACCAAUCAGUAUUUGAUCGGCGUUGAUGAGUGCAUCAGACGUGUCCAUAACCUUGUACAGAUAGGACUGAGCAAUGCUGGCCUGCCAACAGAUACUGUAUUGGAGGGGCUGGGCAUGAGCCUGAGCGGUGGCGAUGAGGAACCAGUUCAGCUGUCAAUGUCUGAGGCCGUACGCAGAAACUAUCCCAACCUGACCAAACAUGUGUUUGUUGGCAGUGACACACGGUCAGCCCUGGCUAGUGCUCUACCCACAGGAGGUGUGGUGUUGAUCUGUGGAACAGGCUCUAACUGCCAGCUGAUCAAUCCUGAUGGAACCAUGGCCAGGUGUGGGGGCUGGGGUCAUUUGAUAGGAGAUGAGGCCUCAGCGAUCUGGAUAUCUUUGAGAGCUGUGAAGAUUCUGUUUGACCAUGAAGACAACUUUAUACUGUCCCGGCACAGCACCGACCUACUGAAGGAAACCAUUUAUGAGUAUUAUCAGAUACAGUCACAAGCAGAAGUCUUGGAUCAUUUGUACACCAAUUUUGACAAAGCCUAUUUUUCUGGACUUUGUAGAGAAUUGGCAAGAGCUGGUCUGGAGAAGGGCGACCCGCUGUGCUGUAGCAUCUUCAAGGAGGCAGGUCGAUUGCUUGCCAGACACUUAAACGCAAUCUCAGGGAAGAUGAGCAAGGAUCUGAAGACAAGAGAAGGUGGACUGCCUGUUGUCUGUAUGGGCUCUGUGUUUAACAGCUGGACACUCCUGGAGCCAGGUUUUGUUGAGGAAUUACGCUCAAGAGUUGCUGAAACAGGAAUCCGAGAGAUCACCCUGCGCCGCCUGAAUGCUGAGGCCACUGUUGGAGCUGCAGCACUCGGAGCCAAGGCAGCUGGAAAAGAUCUGCCUAUUGACUAUUCCCAGAAUUCAACAGUGUUUUUCCACACACAAUUUUGA
Molecule: messenger RNA, 1035 nt
Organism: Candidula unifasciata
Lineage: Eukaryota; Metazoa; Mollusca; Gastropoda; Stylommatophora; Geomitridae
Source: the annotation of a GenBank genome assembly